CAUGAGAGUUGUGGCACAGUUGCAGUCUCGCACAGGCUGGCGCAUUUACCCACCCAGCAUGUCACUAUCCACCAUCACCCCACCACCUCCCUACUACCCUUCCACUAACCGCCACCACUCCAACCCGCGCCACCAAAUAUCAACCUAACCCACCAAAACCUUUCCUUACACUCACAGCCAACCCAACCCCAACCUCACACACCCACUCGAAUAAUAUUAACAACAACAACAACAACCCUUUGUUCCUUACACACCACACACUCUCUCUCAUCUAUCAAAUGGCGACCCCCCCAAACGACGCCGCAUCGACGAAGAAGCCACAACCCAUCCCUUGGACCCACCAGGAGACCGUGCACCUCAUCCGCGCCUACCAGGAGAAGUGGUACGCCCUCAAGCGGGGCCCACUGCGCCACAACCAGUGGGAGGAGGUCGCCGUCGUCGUCGCCGCACGCUGCGGCUACGACCUUGCCCACCCCGCCAAGUCCGCCCUUCAGUGCCGCCACAAGAUGGAGAAGCUCCGCCAGCGCCAUCGCGCCGAGAAGAAACAACAACACUCCGCCGCCGACGCGCUCCGCCCCGGCGCGUGGCAGUACAACGCCCUCAUGGAUGACCUUGAGCGCGGCCCCCUCCCCAUCUCCGCCCUUGCUCCUCUAUACAGCGACGAAGAAGAAGACGAAGACGACGACGACGCCAUCGACGAUCAAUACGACAAUGAUGGCGACGAGGGUUUCAUUAACAUCAAGUCGAAGAGUAUUAACUGUAUCCUCAGCGAGAGACCUGUGAGAAUGAGAAGCAACGACAGAGGGUUUUUGAGAGAGCACGUUGUUGUUGUUGAAGAAGAAGAAGAAGAAGAAGAGGAGGAGGAGGAGGAGGAGGAGGAGGAGAAUGAGAAUGAAGACGACGAUGUUUUGGGGUUGUCGAUGGAGAUGAGGGUUUUCGCGGAGAGGUUUAUUGGGAUGGAGAGUUUGAAGAUGGAGAUGAUGAAGGAGACGGAGCGGUGUAGGUUGGAGAUGGAGAAGAAGCGGAUCCAGAUGAUUCUGGAAUCACAAAGGAGGAUCGUUGAUUCCAUUGGUAAGGCGUUUGGGUCUAGCAAGAGGAUCAAGAUUACUCAACAAAACUGAAAAAGGUUGUGAAAUAUAAUGAUCGAAAUAAGCUCUGAUGGUUUCCAUAACAGAAGAGUCUACAAAACCAGUUGCAGAUUGUGCUGCAAGUUAUUUAUUCUAUUUAUUGUUGCAUUUGAAGUCUUUACUACUCACCUCAAUUAGGGUAAGUUAAUUUUUUUGGCAUUAGUUGAUUAUAAUGAAAAUGAUUUCUUUACAAUAUUUGUUUUUUCUUCUAUUUAUUAAUUGAGCCCUAUGAAAAAGUUCUUUACUAUAAAAUAGCUGCUUAUCUAUGCUAAGUUUGAAAGUUUGUGAUAGGUCAGAAUAAAGAAUUUCUGUUUUUCUUCCAUUUCUAAUCAAGUUUCUAUCAUGCUGCUACAUGAAUUUCCCUUUUAUUGCAUACUGAUCUUCUUAAUAUGCACGUGGGAUGUGGUUUCUUUUUUUAUAUUAAACUUCGUUAUGGAAAAAAUCUAUUAAGAUGAAUGCUUGAAACAAAUAUACCAGAAAACUAUCACUUUAAAGGAAGGGUCAUGUUAAAUUUAACACUUUUAUCUUCGCUGUCAAUAUUGUGACCUGUAAUUCUGUACAAUAGCUCAAUAGAUUCUACGAGCCUAUGAUAGUUUCAAAUCUUAGAGGUAAUUAUGUUUGUCUGGAACCAAUUAGUUGGAAAAGUAUAUAGGGGCAUGUGCAGGAGUGAUAUAUAUCUCUAAAUAUAUUUUACUGGAGUUCAAGGUUAUUAGUAGUUGAUUAUGUUACUUUCCUAUGCAUCUUGUGCUUUUGCUGGAAAAAGUUAUUUUAGGGCGUAAUGAUGCUGUUAGUGGUUUGAGCCUCCAUUAACCCACCUAUUUUCCUCUCCUGUCAAAUGGCUGCUGCUUUCACUCCUCUAGGACCCCCCACGAGAAAAAUAUUCUGCAUUUUGUCUAUAGAUUGCACUUGUUAAUGAGGAAUGGUAAAAAAUUCCUCAUUAAGAUUUUUUCAGUAUCACUCUUGCAUAUUGCUGAUUAUUGUAGCUCAAAGACAACUAGAGACAUGACAAAAUUGAUGUUCUGUCUAACUAGUUUUAAUAUGGUACCAACUAUGAUCAAACUUUCCAGAUACCAAAGAAGUCUUGACAUUAUCGCCAUUUAUUUUUAUCUUGCUAAUUUGAAAGAUGUGUUUCUCUUAACGUCUUUGGUCAACCCUUCUGGUAUUUUGUCAUGUAGUUUAUUCCUUGAUAUGCAGCAAUGGCCAUCUAACCUUAAGCCAUUUCAUGUUUUCCAUUUCUAUGAUUUCUUUUUUGGGAUGGCUUUUUGACAACAUUUGAAUGAGUAAGUGAUAGGGUGUGCCUCCCUAUCAGGGAAGUCUACGUGAGUGAUAGAACCCGAACCAAGAACUUAAUAAGAAAGAGCAGAACUGAUUUAUUAUUGAUGAUAAA
Molecule: messenger RNA, 2514 nt
Organism: Glycine soja
Lineage: Eukaryota; Viridiplantae; Streptophyta; Magnoliopsida; Fabales; Fabaceae
Product: serine/threonine-protein kinase rio2-like
Exons: 2
Coding region: 279-1121 (280 amino acids)
Cellular component (GO): nucleus
Molecular function (GO): transcription cis-regulatory region binding
Source: RefSeq, a predicted model, not a curated record